CACUGCCUCAUUUCACUCAAAACUCUCGCACUCCCACUCUCCAUCUAACCCCCCCGUCCUCGUCUUCUUUCUCUUCUCCUGCUUCAGAUUUCUUCAGAAAUUGCAGAGACAAAAAUAAAAUGCAACUCUUCCUUUUGCUUCUCCUUCUGCUGUACCUCCAUAUCCAGUACCCAACCGUGUCUGCAGCGCGCCUCCCGGAGUACAGAGCCCUUCUCUCCGUCAAGUCCUCAAUCACUGAUGACCCACAGUCGGCGCUCUCUACGUGGAGCGCCACCACCAGCCACUGCACCUGGUCUGGCGUCACGUGUGACUUCUACCGUCGUCGCGUGACUGCCCUUGACCUCUCGUCCCUGAACCUCUCGGGUACCCUCUCCCCGGACCUUGCUCACCUUCGUUUCCUCUCGAACCUUUCCGUCGCGGCAAACCAGUUCUCCGGGCCCAUCCCUCCCGAGCUAUCCUCCCUCUCCGCCCUCCGCUUCCUUAACCUCUCCAACAACGUCUUCAAUGCCACCUUCCCCUCCCAGCUCUCCAACCUCAAGAAUCUUCAGGUUCUGGAUCUCUACAACAACAACAUGACCGGUGAGUUGCCCCUGGCCGUAACCGAAAUGCCCAUCUUGCGCCAUUUGCAUCUCGGCGGGAACUUCUUCGCGGGUAGGAUCCCGGCCCAGUACGGGCAAUGGCAGUUCCUGGAAUACUUGGCGGUUUCCGGUAACGAACUCGAGGGCGCUAUACCCCGCGAGAUCGGGAACUUGACGAAGCUCAGGGAGCUCUACAUUGGGUACUUCAAUACCUACGAAGGUGGCUUACCCCCGGAGAUCGGGAACCUUUCAGAACUGGUUCGUUUCGACGCUGCCAGCUGUAGCUUAUCUGGUGAGAUACCGCCAGAGAUUGGAAGGCUCCAGAAGCUCGACACUCUGUUUUUGCAAGUAAAUACGCUCUCGGGGCCUUUGACGGUCGAGCUUGGCAACUUGAUGAGCCUGAAAUCCAUGGACUUGUCGAAUAACGUGUUUACGGGUGAGAUUCCAGCGUCAUUUGCCGAGCUAAAGAACUUGACACUGCUGAACCUGUUUAGAAACAGGCUUCACGGCGCGAUUCCUGAGUUUAUUGAAGACUUACCAGAGCUGGAGGUGUUGCAGUUGUGGGAGAACAACUUUACUGAGCACAUUCCUCAGGGGCUGGGAAAGAAUGGGAAGCUUCAGCUUCUCGAUCUUUCAUCUAAUAAACUCACUGGUUAUUUGCCUCCUAAUAUGUGUUCUGGGAAUCGGCUCCAAACUGUGAUUACUUUGGGAAACUUCUUGUUCGGUCCAAUCCCGGAACAACUCGGGAAGUGCGAAUCUCUGAGUCGGAUCCGAAUGGGGGAGAACUUUCUCAACGGUUCAAUACCAAGGGGUCUUUUCGGGUUGCCCAAGCUCACCCAAGUGGAGCUGCAGAAUAACUAUCUUACCGGGCAGUUUCCGGAUACAGAUUCCGUCCCGGAGAGUCUUGGCCAAAUCAGUCUCUCCAACAACCAGCUUUCCGGGCCGUUACCUCCGAGUAUCGGUAACUUCUCCGGUAUUCAGAAGCUUUCCCUUGAUGGUAACCAGUUCACAGGUCGAAUCCCACCACAGAUUGGAAGUCUACAGCAGCUUUCCAAGAUGGACUUCAGCCACAACAAAUUCUCGGGCCCCAUUGCGCCAGAAAUCAGCCAAUGCAAACUGUUGACCUUCGUUGAUGUCAGUCGAAACGAACUCUCCGGUGACAUUCCGAACGAGAUCACCGGUAUGAGGAUUCUGAAUUACCUGAACCUUUCGAGAAACCAUCUAGUUGGAAGCAUUCCUUCUUCCAUAGCGAGUAUGCAAAGCUUGACCUCUGUUGAUUUUUCCUACAACAACCUCUCUGGUUUGGUUCCGGGCACCGGCCAAUUCAGCUACUUUAACUCCACGUCGUUUGUGGGCAACCCUGAUCUCUGCGGUCCUUAUCUAGGGCCUUGCAAGGAAGGGGUUGCCAAUUUUUCACGCCAAGCGCACGAGAAAGGCCCACUGUCUGGCUCUUUGAAACUAUUGCUUGUGACUGGAUUGCUUGUUUGCUCGAUUGUGUUCGCAAUUGCUGCAAUCUUCAAAGCCCGGUCGUUGAAGAAGGCCAGCGAGGCUCGCUCGUGGAAAUUAACAGCGUUCCAACGCUUGGACUUCACGGCCGAUGAUGUUCUGGAUUGCUUGAAGGAGGAUAACAUCAUAGGCAAAGGCGGUGCCGGUAUUGUGUACAAAGGAUCGAUGCCUAAUGGUGAGCAGGUCGCCGUCAAAAGGCUACCGGUAAUGAGCAGGGGUUCUUCCCACGACCAUGGAUUCAAUGCGGAGAUACAGACUCUGGGGAAGAUCAGACACCGUCACAUUGUGAGAUUAUUGGGUUUCUGCUCAAACCACGAGACCAAUCUUCUGGUUUAUGAGUACAUGCCAAAUGGGAGCUUGGGCGAGGUUCUUCACGGCAAGAAAGGGGGCCAUUUGCACUGGGAUACUAGGUACAAGAUUGCCGUGGAGGCUGCAAAGGGUCUUUGCUAUCUUCAUCACGACUGCUCGCCCCUGAUCGUCCAUCGUGACGUGAAAUCAAACAACAUUCUUCUCGACUCCAGUUUUGAAGCUCAUGUUGCAGAUUUUGGCCUUGCCAAGUUUCUGCAAGAUUCGGGCACUUCGGAGUGCAUGUCUGCAAUUGCUGGCUCAUAUGGAUACAUAGCCCCAGAAUAUGCCUACACGCUCAGGGUUGAUGAAAAGAGCGAUGUGUACAGCUUUGGUGUAGUUCUCUUAGAACUCGUUACCGGCAGGAAGCCAGUUGGGGAAUUCGGGGAUGGCGUGGACAUUGUCCAAUGGGUUCGAAAAAUUACAGACUCGAAGAAGGAAGGAGUCUUCAAAAUCGUCGACCCGAGGCUCCCCUCAGUUCCUCUGCACGAAGUGAUGCACGUAUUCUACGUUGCAAUGCUGUGCGUCGAAGAACAGGCAGUGGAGCGCCCGACAAUGCGCGAAGUUGUUCAAAUCCUAACGGAGCUUCCAAAACCACCUAGUUCAAAACAGGGAGACUCAAUCUGUAACAACACAAUUACAGAGUUAUCCCCACCACCACCACCACCACCACCAGGCACUGCCCUAGACUCUCCAACAGCAACAACAACCAUAGACUCAAAAGACAGCCAACAGGCAUCACCUCAAUCACCACCACCCGAUCUUCUAAGCAUAUGAAGUGGGGUUUUUAGUUUGUGGGAAAUUGGGAGUUUGUUCUGAAUUCUGGAUUGUGCUAGUUCUUAUUUUUAUUUUUGUUAUCUGGGGGGUUGGGUUUGCUCUAACUUUAAGGAGUUUUCACUACAUGUUUUUAAAAGUUUUUGUGUACAGUAGCAAUUGGGAGGGGGUGUUUAUUUUUCUUAUAAGCUUUUGUCUUUAUCACGUAGUAGUAGUACUAGCUUUACUGCUUCAUCCUCUGGUAAUCUGUUUAUGGCACAGCUGUUACAGUUC
This is a messenger RNA of Juglans microcarpa x Juglans regia, 3476 nucleotides long. RefSeq names its product leucine-rich repeat receptor-like serine/threonine-protein kinase BAM1. The coding region runs from base 120 to 3206 and encodes 1028 amino acids. The record is from RefSeq and is a predicted model, not a curated record. NCBI's taxonomy places the organism in Eukaryota, Viridiplantae, Streptophyta, Magnoliopsida, Fagales, Juglandaceae. The transcript has 2 exons. Gene Ontology annotation, molecular function: receptor serine/threonine kinase binding; ATP binding; protein kinase activity. Gene Ontology annotation, biological process: protein phosphorylation.